AUGUCCUCGGCCUCAGCUGGCGUCGUUGCAAACGGCUCAGCAGCAGCCGCUCUCGCCCCCGGCCUCGAACGAGCAACGGUGGCAAACGGCUGUUUCUGGGGAACAGAGCAUAUGUACAAUAAGCACUUCAAGAACAAGCUCAAGCACUUCCGCGUCGGGUACACCGGUGGUAAAUCAGACUCCGUCGCACCAUCGUAUCGCCAAGUGUGCUCCGGAUCAACUGGACACGCAGAAGCUCUUCAAAUCACCUAUGACCCAAAGGACGUGAGCUAUGAGGAGUUGAUCGAGUUCUUCUUCCGUAUGCAUGACCCCACACAACUCAACCGACAAGGACCCGAUAUCGGAACCCAGUACCGCUCGGCUAUUUACUACCACUCGCCGGAGCAGAAGGAGAAGGCGGAGAGGGUCUUGGCAAAGGUUCAGGAGGAGCAUUAUAAGGGAAAGAAGAUCGCGACGGAGGUUAGGGAGGCUGGAGUGUUUUAUGAUGCGGAGGAUUAUCAUCAGCAGUAUUUGGACAAUAACCCGGGUGGGUAUGAGUGUCCUUCGCACUACCUUCACUGGUAG
Molecule: messenger RNA, 564 nt
Organism: Saitoella complicata NRRL Y-17804
Lineage: Eukaryota; Fungi; Ascomycota; Saitoellomycetes; Saitoellales; Saitoellaceae
Product: methionine sulfoxide reductase A
Exons: 1
Coding region: 1-564 (187 amino acids)
Molecular function (GO): peptide-methionine (S)-S-oxide reductase activity
Source: RefSeq, a predicted model, not a curated record